Molecule: messenger RNA, 4486 nt
Organism: Liolophura sinensis
Lineage: Eukaryota; Metazoa; Mollusca; Polyplacophora; Chitonida; Chitonidae
Product: protein SFI1 homolog
Exons: 30
Coding region: 80-4276 (1398 amino acids)
Molecular function (GO): phosphatase binding
Source: RefSeq, a predicted model, not a curated record
CGGAAAUUGACAGCAUGGUUAUGUUGUCAGGGGCCAUUAUUUUGUAAGAUAGAUGCAAACAGUGGGAAAAUGACGAACAAUGAGUAGAAGGACAUUUCAGCGAGUUUGCGAGCCACUGACAGAAGACGUUGACACUUCAACUUCUCGGACCGGGACAACUGAUGUUAGUUCAUCACCACACAUGAUGACCUCACAAAUUAAACAGGACAUAAAGACUUACACUGAAGAGCAGGUCCUGGAAAAGUUGACUGCACAUUUACAUAUCCACGCAGAGGGAUUGCUGCAGACUGAGGGAUGUGAAGGAUCCAAGAAUCCUUAUGACUCACUUUUGAAGCAAGGGAAACCUGGCAGAGGAAAAGGAAAUUCAACACAUUACAGAAAUGAUGCCCACAAGGCCCCAUCCAAACUACCUGUAGCUGCAGCUCAUCACAAGAAGAGAAGUACAACCACGAGGUGUAAAGGGGGAAGAACUCUGUCAGGACUUCAGCAAGUGUCCAUCAACAAGUAUAGACCAGAUUACACAUGGAACCGAGGAGGACGUGUGAAGGAGCUGAGAAUAAGAAAUAUUGGCAGAAAGUAUUUGUACAUUUGGAUCAGAAAAGUUUAUGGCAGACUGAAUCCUAAUGUGGCAAGAGUCCAUUACAGCAAGAAGCUUGUGCGACAGGUGUUUACUACCUGGUAUGAGGUAUGGUGGACAAAUGUGAGAGAGUGGCGUCUUACAGUAAGGGCUGAAUGUCAGUACAGGUACACAGUUUGGCGACAUGUUUUCCAGGAGUGGAGAGGGUAUGUCAGACAGAGGAAGGACAAGAAAUCCAGACUGGCUGCUGCAGACCACCAUGCCAACCGUAGACUGCUUGACCAGUCCCUGUCAGCCUGGAGAGCUCAUCACCUGACCAGAAGAGAGCACCACCGACUGAGGGUGUAUGCUGAGGAGACUUACCUGAACAACCUGCAAAGGAGGACUUGGCAGAGAUGGAUACAGCAGUACGAGAUACAACAACAACGUAGACAGAUGGAGACUGUGUCUUUGCAGUUCUGGUCAUACAGGAUUCAGAUUCAGCACUGGUUGCUGUGGUGUCAGGUAUAUCAGGACAGACUGACAGAAAAGGAGAGACUACGACGAGCGGCUAGGAUUUACGAGAAUGGUCUUCUGGUGAAGUGUUUUCAUAGUCUUCUGACCUACUCACAGAUACGCAAAUUCAAGCAGAGUAGAAAAGAGUUUGCCCAGAAGGUGUACCAGAGUAACCUUGUGAACAUGUGCCUGAGUCAGUGGUACGAGAGGUUCAGAAUGCGGUGGUCCCUGGCUGAACAUGAACACAGACUGAAAUUUCUGGCCAGGCGGAUCACUCUCAGGAGGACUCUGACACAAUGGAAACUAUAUAUCUGUCUGAAACAUGAUCAGAGAGAGAAGAUAGAGCAGGCUGAUCUUCACUAUCUCAGACAUCUGCUGGUACUUAGUUUGAAUGGGUUAAGACUAGCAUGUGUGAGAAGGAGAAUGAAGAUAACCAGACAACAGAUAGCAGCUGACUUCUAUAACAGACAGCUGAUUAGACAGACCUGGGCUAGAUGGUUAUACAGAUGUGAGGAGAAGGAAAACUUACAUAUGUUGCCCCAAACACAACUCGCAAGAAACCACUAUAGGUUGUGUACAUUACGGAAGUGCUGGCACACUCUUGUACAGUACAAGCUUUACAAACAACACAAGCAGUCCCUGGAGAUAAAGGCAGAAGCUUACUUCUACUGGGCGAAUCUGCCAAAAUACUUCUUCAGGAUGAAAGUCUUUGUCCAUAUCAUGAAGAAUAAACAAUACAACUCACAGAAAGCUGAACAAUUCAGAAGGGAGAAUCUGCAGGCACGUUUUUUCUACCAGUGGUUUGUUGAGUCCGAGAAGAGUCAAAACGACCGAAUGGCUGAGAGAAUGGCUAUUGUGCAGUAUGAUGGGAAUCUCGGCCGAAGAUUUUUGCGCAUGUGGAGACAGAAAACCCAAGAAGUUUUGGAAGAGCAAGAAAAAAUGGCUCUUGCAGCUGAACAUGACAGUAGAGCAGUGUGUAGGAAUGCCUUGAACAUCUGGAGACAGUAUGUUGAUGAACUAAGACGAAGCCAGAAGAAUGAUGUCAAGGCAGCCAAGCACCUUUAUCUGCAGAGGAUAAAACGAUCAUUAAUUGCAUGGAAAAUGUACCAGGAGAAGAAGAAAAAGAAGACGUCUCGUCAACAGAAAGCUGUGUCUCACUAUCAUCACAAGCAGUGUAGGCUUGUUCUGCAGAGAUGGUGUGUUUACCUGACACAGCGACGACAACAAAAGGCAGCUGCCGAGGAGAAGUAUCAAGCAAAGUGUGAUCUCCUCAGAAGGUGGGUAAUACAGACAUGGGGUAGGCGCAUCCACGAGAACAUCCAAGAGAGAGAGGCCAACAAGAGAGCAGAGACACACCACAAUAGGAGGAUCUUAGUAAAGGUGCUGAAGACGUGGCAUCGUUUUGCUGCAAUCCACGCUUACAAGAAAAGUGAGACGGCUCAGCUGGUUAUGCAAGGACAAGAAGAGCUUCAUACAGGGAUAUUACGGCGGAGCUUUCUGCACUGGAGACUGGCGCGGGAUGAGGCUCUUAUCCUGACGCUGAAACACGAGCAGGCAGUACAACAUCACCAGAACUGUGUUGGGCUUAGAACUCUCCAGGCCUGGAAGCAUUUCUGUCAGCUGUCUUACAGGAAGAAGCUGCUAGCUCGCCAGGCGCUGUGGUUUCGUCAGACGGUGGCCCAGACUCGCUACUUUGCAUGCUGGAAGCAAGAACAUGAACAAGCCCAGGAAAAGCAGGCCAAAACUAACCUGGCUCUCUGGCACUGGUGUCUGUCUCUCCAGAGAAGGGUGUUAAUCCUCUGGUGGUCAUACACUGAGAACAGGAGAAGGAAGAAGGUGCGACAUACAGAAGCUUUAGACAGACGCCAACUGAGGCUACUGAGGGAGGGUGCCACUCAGUGGUUACGUGUGGCUCAUGAACUGACACAGUUCAGGGCAAAGUUUGCUGCACAACAGCAUUCAAAGAACUUGUUUAUUGCUCACUAUAACUGUAUGCUACAGUCUGCCUACGACACUUACCAGCUCGUCCAGAAGUUUGCUUUACGCUGGAAACUUACAGUGGCAAGGAGAAAAACAUCCCAACAAAUGAGCUCACAGAUACCUCGAGAGUCACAUGACCCACCCAGAUCAAGGAUCAUCCCCACGGCCCCAGUCUUGUCGCUCUCCCCAGUAAUAGGCCAGAGAUUCAAGGCUAUACCUGAGGGCAGUGUGCAGGCAGAGUCAGAGAGCUCCCACGCCCUGACCCUCAGACUAAUGCGCCCCCGCCCCCGCCAGCCAGACUUCUUGAUUGACUCGCUGAAGAGAGAAGGGCUGUUGACCACCAGUUCAGGGCACAAGGGAUUCAGAUCUAAGCCUGACGACUCGGGGUCAGAUAAGCAAAUUGGAAUAUUACAGCCGGAGAUCAAAGCUGUUGCCUGUGACCGACCUACUGUUAUAUCAUCUGAAGAGAACAGGGUGCAACAACCAUAUCAGCUCCCAUGUCAUCGUCCCAGAGUUAUCUUGCCUGAGGAGAACAGCGUGUCACAGCUCCCCUGUCAUUUGUCCACAGUUAUCUCACCAGACCCAAAACCUGGGGGCAAUGCAGAGGAAGUGUUACCACCUGAUCAGGUGACAAAGGGUUCUCAGGAGCCCGUCCUGUCAAGACUAGGAGUUAGAUUGGCUUCCAAACCACAUCACCACGUACCCCAUGUUCACACACAGGCUGGUUCAGGAAUCACACCUUUUCCCCAGGAUACUGGCAUUACCUUGCUCACCCCUGCAGCGUUCCUCACCAAGAAGGAUGGAACUUUGAUUCCUGAAGUAAAGCCUUUGCACCACUCAGGAGACAAUCAAACCUCCAAGUCACGUCUCACCUGUACAGUGUUACCUGGAGACACCGUGGCUACAUGGACCUCGCACUCUGAACAAAUACACAAGGAAAGGGAGGUCGUCCAGAUUCGAGACACUUUGAAACAGUUUGAGGAGAAGAAGAAAAAACUGAAGGUAUUAAAAUCUCAGUGGAAACAAUUGUCAUCAUUAAUAAAGGACCAACGUAUGACAGAUGACAGUGUGGAAGAUGAGGACACCAGAAAUAUCAGAGAUGAGCUUGUGCAGAUUACUGAGGAGAUAUCAAUCCUGAAGAAAGAAAUCAGCAAAGACAAACCUCAGUGUGAACUCCUAGUUAGAAGAGUGCAAGAGCUGAUGAAGUUACAACAGCCUGGAUAGUGCGGGAAGUUUGACGAUCGUUGAUGUUAGCAGUCAGAAACACUGUGGAUGUAGCAGUCAGAAACACUGUGGGGUUAGCAGUCAGAAACACUGUGGGGGUAGCAGUCAGAAACACUGUGGAGGUAGCAGUCAGAAACACUGUGGGGUUUAGCAAUCAAAAACACUGUGGGGGUAGCAGUCAGAAACACUGUGGCGGUAGCAGUCAGAAAC